AUGGGAAAAAAAAAUAUACAAAAUAAAUUAAAAGUAUAUUUUGAAAAUGACGAACUAGGAUUACCGUCAGCACAUUUUUAUAAAAAAUUGGAUCGUCGUCUUUUUAAUUAUAAUAAUGUCAAUUGGAAACAUAACCAAAAUGAGUUAAGAGUGUAUUAUAACAUAUGUGAAUUUUUCAAUAAGACACAUAGAAGUGAUUUUUUUAGAAGACUUUGUUCUGUACUCCUAUGGUAUCUAAGUACGGAAAAUACCAUUAUAAAUGAAGAAAAUAAUGACUACAAUAACUGCGAACUUUUGAAUUAUUGGAUAUACAGUAGAUUAUCUUGGAUUUAUGAUAGGAUAUCUGAUCAUAUUACUUAUAUGUUUGGUAACCUUCAAUUAUUAUGGAAUUCCCUUAUUGGAACUUCUAGAUUUAGCUCAUUUUACAAUAAAUGUAGUCCAAAAUUUAAAAUGCCUUAUUAUAAUAACUGGAUGGAAAGGAAAAAGUUAUAUGAUUACUGCAUCGAUUAUGAAAAAAUUCUCUUAUUUGCUGAGAACUAUAAGGAUAAGCGAGAAAUCUUUUUUAAUUAUUUUAAAAUAAAAACUGAAUUAUAUGAUAAAUUUAAUAAGAUUUGUAGUAAAGGAAAAACGCAAGAGUGUCCAGAGUUUUUUAACAAUUGUAAGAAAUCUAGUCCAUCCGAAGCGUUAAAAAAGAUUAGGCAUUAUAUUGAAAGGGAUAAAGGAAUAUCUGAGAAUUCUGGAAUGCAAAACAAAGAUGCAAUUUCCGUUCAUACAAGUAAAGAAAGUGAAACUUCAUUAGAAGUUCAAUUCGAUGCAAUAGAUUCAAAGUCAUCUGAAGAUGAUUCCUUAUUAAGAGUGUAUGAAACAGAAGAAUUUGCUGAUUUAUAUAUAAAUCCUGACAGAUCUAGCAUUAUAUUUAUUUUGGGAAAAACGUUUCUUGGAUUAAUUUUAUUUACUGUACUUUCUUCCAUUUUGUAUAAAUUUACACCCAUGGGAAUUCAUUUGAGCAAAAUGUUUGGUCAGAGGAAAAAUAUUAUAAGUGACAUAAAUAGAAGCAAAAAUAUGUUAUUUGAUUACUCAUCAGAAUCAUGUAACCAAAAUUAUAUGAAUGGAGAGGAACAUUUUGUAGGAUAUCAUCCUGAGUAA
Messenger RNA from Plasmodium gonderi, 1146 nucleotides. RefSeq names its product variable surface protein. NCBI's taxonomy places the organism in Eukaryota, Apicomplexa, Aconoidasida, Haemosporida, Plasmodiidae. The transcript has 3 exons. The record is from RefSeq and is a predicted model, not a curated record. The coding region runs from base 1 to 1146 and encodes 381 amino acids.